Exophiala aquamarina CBS 119918 is the source of this 648-nucleotide messenger RNA. Its product is annotated as GTP-binding protein RHO3. Bases 1 to 648 code for a protein of 215 amino acids. NCBI's taxonomy places the organism in Eukaryota, Fungi, Ascomycota, Eurotiomycetes, Chaetothyriales, Herpotrichiellaceae. The record is from RefSeq and is a predicted model, not a curated record. Gene Ontology annotation, biological process: small GTPase-mediated signal transduction. Gene Ontology annotation, molecular function: GTPase activity; GTP binding. The transcript is spliced from 4 exons.
AUGCCACUCUGCGGCGGCAAGAAAGUGGUGCAGCGCAAGCUCGUCCUACUCGGCGACGGCGCAUGUGGGAAAACGAGUUUGUUGAAUGUCUUUACCCGCGGAUUCUUCCCAACUGUCUACGAGCCCACGGUGUUCGAGAAUUACGUACACGAUAUCUUCGUGGACAACAUCCACAUGGAACUAUCCCUCUGGGACACGGCAGGACAAGAAGAGUUCGACCGGUUGCGGUCACUGAGCUAUGAUGAUACCCAGGCCAUCAUGCUGUGUUUUAGCGUCGACAACCGCGGCUCACUCGAGAACGUGGGGACGAAAUGGAUCCAGGAAAUCAACGAGCACUGUCCCGGGGUCAAGAUCGUGCUGUGCGCAUUGAAGUGUGAUCUGCGCGAAGAACAGGAGAAGGAGGACGACGACGACGACGCCGCCGCCGCGAAUAAUGCCGCCAGUGUCGAUGCCGCGACAUCCGUGAGAAAUAUGAUUCAGUACAGUGAGGGUCUGGAGGUCGCCAGGCGCAUUGGUGCGCUAAGAUAUCUUGAAUGCUCAGCGAUGCGGAAUCGAGGCGUCAAUGAAGCGUUCACGGAAGCCGCGCGAGUGGCCCUGCAGGUCAAGACAAGCGCUUCGAAGGACGAUUCCAAGUGCUCCGUUAUGUGA